This is a messenger RNA of Neolamprologus brichardi, 1639 nucleotides long. Lineage: Eukaryota; Metazoa; Chordata; Actinopteri; Cichliformes; Cichlidae. The record is from RefSeq and is a predicted model, not a curated record.
AGCACAGGGGACCAGGAAAGGCGUGUUUAUCUGUCAGACAGAAACAGGAAGCAACGAGGAGCAGUGCCACAGUUCAAGGCGAUAGAGGCGGUUUCAUUUUCUUAUAGCAUUUAAACUCGGCACACAAGACAGGCCGACUGGAUUUCACAGCUUGUCAUGGACUUUGUAGAUCCCAUCCUGUCCAUCGCCUCACAGAUCUAUGACCUGGUCGAGAAUGUGAAGGCCAAUAAAAAGCGCUGCCGACGUGUCUGUAACCGAGUCAAAGCCUUGGAGGAGCUGGUGAAGUCCAUCAAACAGACGUCUCCAGGGGUAGAGAAAGCUCUGAGAGAACUCUCCGUCACUCUUCAAUCAGCACAGGAACUUAUCAGAAAAUAUGCCUCAGCCAAUUUGGUGGAACGCAUCCUAAACUCCAGCAACCAUGGAGACGAGUUCAACAGUGUGAACGAACGGCUCAACGAUGCCUUCCAGGUGCUGUCUGGGGCUUUGCAGGUGGAGCAGGGGAACAUGCUGUGUGAGGUAUUUAAACAGACGACCAGAGAGAAAGAAGAUCAGUUGGAUGGGAGGGAGGACGACGCAGAACUGAAGACAUUGCUCCUGGACUACAUGAAGGAUCAGCAAGAGAAAACCAACACCAUGCUGAAACAGUUUGAGCAUCUUAAAGUCAACGUGGAAAAAGUCGUGGAGAUGUUGAAUAAGCCCAGCAUCACUAGUGUGGACAUCCGAAUGAUUAAACCACAGGAGCUAAAGUACAAACAUCCCAAAAAGCCCUUCAUGGAAACAGCAACCUCAGAGGUCUACAAAGGAGAAUAUCGUGGAUUCACAGUUGCCAUCAAGAGAUAUAUCGACCCUGUAAACACCAACCCAGGGUCGGUGCCACAGUUCAGCUGUAAGAUAAAGUUUUUACUGAUUUUUGCAUUUGGACCCAACCCUCAGUUCUUCAUCAUCAUGGAGUACUGCGAGAAAGGAAGUCUUCGUCAGGUUCUGGACUCUGACUGCAAGCUGUCCUGGAUCAGGAAAGCUCGUAUGUGUUUCGAUGCAGCACAAGGACUCUAUCGACUACACAAUACAGAAGAAAAAUCUAAGGUGCACGGGUGCAUCAACAGCAGCAAGUUCUUGGUGGCUGAAGGCUACACCGUCAAGCUCGGAGGUUUUGAGCUGGCAAAAACAGAGACGUCUCUGGAAAAGGUGAAGAAAUCUACAAAUGACGACGCAAUCAGGUCCCUGUGCUACUACUCUCCCGAGAGGCUCAACGACAUCAACCAUCCUUACAGCAAAGAGUGUGAGAUGUACAGCUUUGGAAUCGUCCUGUGGGAAGUCGCAACCCGUAAGAAACCCUUUGAAGGUUUUUCAGAUGGAGAAAUUUAUAAGAAGGUGUUUGAAGAGAAGUGCAAGGAGCCGCUUCCCGAUGACUGUCCUGCAGAACUAAGGCAGCUAAUAAACGAGUGCCGAGACUUUGAUAGCUUCCAGAGGCCUUCAGCUGGAGUACUGGUGGAUAGGCUGCGCAGUGUGGUGGCACAGUUAGAGGACCAAUGAAACUCUUCAUCUGCCUUUCUGCUGGCCAGGCUCAUCCUCAGGGGAGGAAAUGCAGCUUUGAAUAAAACUGGACUUUAACUUGUGGGCCACUAAAUUGUAUUUAUAU